Rattus rattus (black rat) is the source of this 2828-nucleotide messenger RNA. It is a transcript of the gene Slc16a7, whose product is annotated as solute carrier family 16 member 7. The transcript is spliced from 6 exons. Gene Ontology annotation, molecular function: monocarboxylic acid transmembrane transporter activity. Bases 733 to 2202 code for a protein of 489 amino acids. Gene Ontology annotation, biological process: transmembrane transport; monocarboxylic acid transport. Lineage: Eukaryota; Metazoa; Chordata; Mammalia; Rodentia; Muridae. The record is from RefSeq and is a predicted model, not a curated record. Gene Ontology annotation, cellular component: membrane.
CUCAAUUUAAGACAAAGGUGAAGAGCGGUUCAGGAUAGCAACCCCAAGUCCACUUCAGGCAACCAAACGAAGGUCUGUGCCCUUGACCUCUUCGUUACUAUUCAUAAUUCUGUCUUCUCCAGUCUCAGAUUCUGUUAAGGUUCAUAGACACAGCAAAGCUUAUUGUACAGGGAUUUUUACUGCGCCUUCCAGACGCGGUAUCAAAUUACACGCUGGGGAAAAUACCCUUGAAAGCCUGCCCACUUCAGCUACCGAGAAGGAAAAUCGGAAGGUUAAACGUAGCAAUUCAGAGUGCCAGACACGUCACCUUUUUGACCCUGGCUAUAAUUUAAGCCCAGUUUACGUUACACCGUGAGAAGUCUGAACUAAUUGUGCAUGUCAAAGCAAGUUCUUCAAGAAGAGAGAGCAAACUACCUUUCCCCUAUUUGAGAGGAGAGAAGGGAGGGAAAGUGGAGCCUCGGCCUCUGGAGAGCUGUGUGCAAGUUUGCUUCUGGCUAAAAGUUAAUGAUCAAUCGCUGUGCUCUCAGCUCCGAGUCCCCAACAAGUGGCUAAUGCGGCUUUUCUCUCGCUCUCCAGAUAAUCUGGAGCCUGCUCUACCUUUCCCUUCACAUUGCCUUCAAAUAUUGCACAUUGACAUAAAGUGACUAGGCUUAACUACUCUACAUACCACUGAAACCUGUUAAAGUGGUCAUCUAACAACAGGUUGUUUUCGUCUCCAGUAGAAGCUCAGAAAUGCCAUCAGAGUCUUCAGUAAAGGCAACGGCGGCGCCGCCUCCAUUCCCACUUCCUCCGGACGGAGGGUGGGGCUGGGUUGUAGUCUGCGCAUCCUUCAUCUCCAUUGGGUUCUCCUAUGCCUUCCCCAAAGCCGUCACGGUAUUCUUCAAUGACAUCAAGGACAUUUUCAAGACCACCUCCAGUCAGAUCGCGUGGAUAUCCUCCAUUAUGCUGGCUGUCAUGUACGCAGGAGGUCCCAUCAGUAGUGUGUUGGUGAAUAACUAUGGCAGCAGGCCUGUGGUGAUAGUAGGAGGAUUACUGUGCUGUACUGGAAUGAUCUUGGCUUCUUUCAGCAGCAGUGUGAUAGAACUUUACCUCACCGUCGGCUUCAUUGGAGGUUUAGGAUUAGCAUUCAACCUGCAACCAGCCUUAACAAUAAUCGGAAAAUACUUCUAUAGGAAGCGACCCCUUGCAAAUGGCUUUGCCAUGGCUGGAAGCCCUGUUUUCUUAAGCACACUGGCUCCCUUCAAUCAGUUCCUAUUUAACAGCUAUGGCUGGAAGGGGAGUUUUUUGAUUUUGGGAGCCAUAUUUUUGCACUCCUGUGUGGCCGGGUGCCUCAUGAGACCUGUCGGGCCAAGUCCACGUGCUGUGAAGUCUAAAAGUAAGGUUGGCUCAAGACAAGAUUCAAGUACGAAGAGACUCAGUAAGGUAUCAACAGCAGAAAAGAUUAAUCGGUUUUUAGAUUUCAGACUUUUUACACAUAGAGGAUUUUUGAUCUACCUGUCUGGAAAUGUUGUGUUGUUUUUAGGGAUGUUUGCCCCUAUUAUAUUCUUGGCUCCGUAUGCUAAGGACAAAGGAGUGGAUGACUAUAAUUCAGCUUUCUUGCUGUCUGUGAUGGCUUUUACCGAUAUGUUUGCUCGGCCUUCGAUAGGAUUAAUAGCCAACACUAGCUUAAUCCGUCCACGAAUCCAGUACUUGUUCAGCGUGGCAAUCAUGUUCACUGGCAUAUGCCAUCUCCUCUGCCCCCUAGCCCAUUCCUACACAGCUUUGGUGGUCUACGUUAUAUUUUUUGGAAUAGGAUUUGGAAGUAUUAGCAGUCUCCUCUUUGAAUGUCUUAUGGACCAGGUUGGAGCCUCCAGGUUCUCCAGUGCUGUGGGGCUCGUCACUAUCGUGGAGUGUUGCCCAGUUCUUUUCGGCCCUCCCCUGGCUGGUAAAUUGCUCGAUAUAACUGGACAAUAUAAAUACCUGUACAUAGCCAGUGGGAUAGUCGUGUUAUCAUCAGGCAUUUACCUACUGAUUUGCAAUGCUAUAAACUAUAGACUUCUCGAGAAGGAAAGGAAGAGAGAGAAAGCAAGGAGGAAGAAAUCAGCCUCGCAGGCAUCCAAAGAAAUGGAGGCUUUGAGCAGAUCUAAACAGGACGAUGUUACUGUGAAAGUUGCCCAUACACACAAUCCCCCCUCAGACAGGGACAAAGAAAGUAGUAUUUAACAAGUCUCAUCUCCGAAUCAGUGUUCACAAAUUCAAUUAUGAGUUUCUUUGUGUUUUGUUUUUUUUCAACGAACUGCAAAGGAUUUUAGCUGCAACAAAAGAUCGCAAACAGUAACGAAACUGGUAUCUUCCUCAAUGACGAACUAAAAAUCAGUGCUUUAAUAUUUGUUAAAGAUGGUUAACUUUUGAGAUUGUGCACAUAGAAAAUCCACACAGCUGCUUAUCUGCACACCAGAGCUGUGAUGAAAAUGAAUUUUUUUUUAAAUCUUCUGCCAACUUUUACUUUUAGCUAUAGAAUGAGAUCUGCAUCCCAGACCCCGGCUGACCUAAGCACAAUUCAACAUUAAUUCCACAUAACUACCCUCUUCAAGGUUCAUUUUUCAUCGGAUACUAAGUCAUGAAGUGAAUUGAAGACAAUCAUUCUUUCUAUUCAACACACAAAGAAUUACACAUGUAGCCACGCAAACACUGAGUAAUGGGAUAUCAUAAAGAAAUAAAUGAAUUUGAAAAAGUUAUUAUCAUAGUCAUUUUUAAGUCAAAGGAAAUAAAACUCUGGAAAGUGGGAAUGUAAUAUAUUUGUGUGCAGUCAUGCAGUGUGGAUUAAAAAUAACAGUCUAUGUUGAAAA